AUGGAGCACCUCGUGCGCGACCCGGCUCGUCGGACAUGGGUGUACUACCUCAAGGCCGAAGGGAUGGCGGCGUUAAAGGUCGCGGUCACGCUCCGUGCAAGAAUGGUGGAGAAGUGGAUCCGGGGCGUGAAGAGGGACUUUCUCGACGCCGCAACGACCAAGUGCGUUGGGUUGGACUGCGAGUUCACCGACCCUCGCAAGGCCGGUGAGGAGCAGCGCGCCGCCGUCCUUCAACUCUCGGUGGCGUCUGAGACAUUCUGUGGCGCCGCUAUCGGCAAUGAUGUGAAAAAGCUAAGACUCGACGGCAUUCACAUCACUUCUACGUACGACCUUCAGAAGGUAGUCCCGAACCCCACCACCAAGCCCACUCCAAUUCUAUAUGAUUUGGCAAACCAUAGCAUUGGGACAAACCUUGAGCAGAAGAAGAAGUACAACCACAAGAAGAAGAUGGACAUCGUCGCGCAAGAAAAAGAAGAUGUGCUCAUUUUUGGAUGGGACAAUUAUCCAUUGAGCUACGAGCAAGUGCACUAUGCAGCACUAGACGCUCACCUGGGCUUCGAGAUUGCUAGAAAGCGUUGGAUGCUAGUUGGCUACUAG
Molecule: messenger RNA, 597 nt
Organism: Lolium perenne
Lineage: Eukaryota; Viridiplantae; Streptophyta; Magnoliopsida; Poales; Poaceae
Cellular component (GO): nucleus; cytoplasm
Molecular function (GO): nucleic acid binding; 3'-5' exonuclease activity
Source: RefSeq, a predicted model, not a curated record